This is a messenger RNA of Culex quinquefasciatus (southern house mosquito), 1725 nucleotides long. Its product is annotated as U3 small nucleolar RNA-associated protein 15 homolog. Gene Ontology annotation, cellular component: nucleolus. Gene Ontology annotation, biological process: rRNA processing; positive regulation of transcription by RNA polymerase I. Gene Ontology annotation, molecular function: protein binding. Lineage: Eukaryota; Metazoa; Arthropoda; Insecta; Diptera; Culicidae. The coding region runs from base 115 to 1692 and encodes 525 amino acids. The record is from RefSeq and is a predicted model, not a curated record. The transcript is spliced from 2 exons.
GAUCACUGUCAAACACAAUUCAAAACAAAACACUUCUCCACGUGCGACCACAAAAAUUAUCCGGCGAUUUAAAAUUUCUUAUGAUUUUGGUGCUGAAAUAUUCAAACUGAUGAAAUGGCGGACUUUAAGAAGAUCAACGCGCAAAUAUACGCCAAAACCGCCACCACAUUCUCACCGGACACAAUCUACUGGAAGAAGCUUGGAGUUCCGACGCUCGUGAAGGAAUUUGGCGCAAUCGAUUACAUCGAUUUUAGUCCGGUGGAGCCGUAUCUGUUUGCGGUGACGGCGUCCGUUCGCGUGCAGAUCUACAACCCGGUCACGAAGCUAGUCGUGAAGAACAUUACCAAGUUCCAGGAGGGUGCCCACUGCGGUUCGUUCCGAAACGAUGGAAACCUGCUGGUGGCGGGCGAUGACCUCGGCAAGGUGCGACUGUUCGAUGUGUCCACAAAGUCAAUUCUACGGUUCUUCCAGGGCCACAAAGCACCCGUUCACAGGACGUUCUUCAACGCCGAUGGCCACCACGUGAGCAGCUUCUCCGAUGAUAAAACCGUGCGUUACUGGGACAUUGCCACGGAGAAACAUUUGGCCACAUAUUCGGAGCACUCGGAUUACGUCCGGGCGGGUUGUACAAGCCCGGUUAGUCCGAAUAUAAUCCUGUCGGGAGGAUACGACCGGAAGAUCAACAUGUACGACACCAGAACCAACGAAAAGGUGCUUUCGCUGGACCACGGAAGUCCGGUAGAGUCGUUGAUUUUCCUUCCUAGUGGCGGUAUCUUUAUCAGCGCAGGAGGCACCUCCGUCAACGUAUACGAUGCCUUGGCCGGAGGACGCAAGAUUGCUCAACUGUCGCAGCACCACAAAACCGUAACCUGUUUGCAGCUGGCCAGCGAAGGGAAACGGCUGCUCUCCGGAAGCUUGGACCGACACGUGAAGAUCUACGACAUUGCUACGUACCAGGUUGUUCACACGAUCGACAACACGAACGGAGUGCUGAGCUUGGGAGUGUCCAAAAAUGACGACACCCUCGUGACGGGAAUGGUCGACGGACUUAUAGCCAUCCACCGAAGGGACAGCGACAAGGGCAAGGACGAGGAAGAGAAGGGCAAAGCUCGCAGCAAAGGUCGCGCCCGGUUCAACAACAUUUUCGAAAGCGCGGAUCAGCAAAUCACGGAUUUUCGACACGAUAAAAUUGAACAGUUUGAUCGCAUGUUGAAAAAGUACGAAUACAACCGCGCGCUGGACAGCGUGUUUGUCGCGAGUGUCAUGGGAAAGACCCCGGAAAAAACGGUCGCCCUCAUCAAGGAACUCAUCCGGCGGAAAGGAUUGCAGCGGGCACUGAAGGACCGAAAGCAUUCGUUUCUGGUAAAGUUCAUCGGUUUUGUCUUGCGCCACAUCGGCGACUACCGGUUUACGCCCACCCUGGUUGAUGCAGCCAACAUCCUGCUGGACGUGUACGAGGAAGAUUUUGGCCAAUUUGCUGGAACUGACGUCGGUAAAAUGUUCAUCAAUCUGUCGCGAAGACUGAAAAAGGAGGAGAAAAUUUUGAACGAGUUUCUCGAGGUGCAAGGACUGCUGGAAAUGAUAUCGGCCGCAGCCGACCUGAACCAGCCAGCACUCGGAGAUGAGGAAAAGGAAAGUGACCUGCAGGUUUCGCUGUCGGCCCAGAAGCAAGGGGUCAUCAGUGUUGAAUGACAUUGUGAGUGCGAAUAAAGUUUAUAAAAUCGA